Molecule: messenger RNA, 5026 nt
Organism: Lytechinus pictus (painted urchin)
Lineage: Eukaryota; Metazoa; Echinodermata; Echinoidea; Temnopleuroida; Toxopneustidae
Exons: 13
Coding region: 114-3362 (1082 amino acids)
Cellular component (GO): npBAF complex
Source: RefSeq, a predicted model, not a curated record
GACCCUUUUGGCAAUUGGCCAUCCAUACCUGACCGCCAAGGAACAAAGGGACGCCGAAGUCAAAGAAUCAAGCCGACACUUGUCGUUCUUUUGCUCUGAUUAAGGUUUCAAUUAUGGAUUCCACAACUGAAUUUCCCCAUGUUGCUUUGUCACCGGGUGAGAGGAGUCCGGAGAUGGAGAGUAGCAGCCAAGAUCAACCAUCACCUGAUGACAAAAGUGACACUUUGGAAGCUGGCAGUGCGCCUGUAAGCACAACUGCAAAAGAACCUCUUGGAGAAGGAUCUUUAGAGCUCGGGUUAACACAACCUGAAACAGGGUUACCAGAAAAAUUGGUUGAGCCUCUCGAAGGAUCGCUACAACAAAAGCAAAAUCUGACAAGAAAGACUGAUGUAUCUUCUGUGGAGAAUUCUGGAGGUCAAGAAGGAGUGCCCCUUUCGAUAGAGAAAAUUUUGGAAAAGUCAGGAAAUGGGAGUGUUGUGCAGAGUGCUCCAGAAACCCAGGAAGUACCUGACCAAGUUCAAAAGGAAGUUGUAAAGGAUGGUCCAGGAGUUGAUUCAGCAACACAAAGUGCAGCAUUUUCAUCUGAAAAUGAAAACCAAAUUGACAUUUCCAUCCAAGAACAUUCAGAAGAGGCAUCUGUUGGUGAAAAGAGUGUGGAGACUCCUGGUGAAGUUGUGAGGCAAGGUAUCGAUGGAGGAAACCAAGAGCUUGAAGAAGAAGGUAUGGAAUGUACAGAUGGUGACACAAAUCUAGGUGAAGGUAUUCAAAUUGGAAGCAAUGGUUCUUCUGAGAAGAAGGAAUCUAGUGAAGAUGCAGAUAAAGACUCUGUUGACAUAAUUGAAAAUGCUGCUCUCUCAGAGAUGGCUGUAGGACAAACAAGUGAGCCUGAUAAGGACGAGACCAGUGGAGGAAGCUGUCAAGUACAUGGUGAUUCCACUCCCAAUGAAGGAAAUUUGGAAAGUCAUCAGGCAGAGCCUAGUGAUAAGGAAAGCAGCAGAUCACCAGUCCCAUGUGAGAGCAGCACAGAAAAUGUAGUAGCCAACUUAAUCAGUGAUUCUCUUGUCUCAGAAUUCAGUCAAGAAGGAACGAAAGAAGAAGGUUCUUCUCAGGAAGAUCAAGAUCCCAAUGAUGAAUCAGCUUUGGCUGUUAGUGAUGCUGGCAUUGUAGGUGAUAAAGAAAUGGCUAACGCAGACGGUGUAGAAAAGGAGUCCCAGAGCGCUGAAAAUGAUCAGGAACCAGAGCUCAUGGACACCCAGAUCAUAGAAACAGAAGAUGGGAACACUCAGGACUCCAUGGCUGAACUCGGCACCAAGGACAGUCUUGAUGACUGUAACAUUGACAAGGUUCCCAAGAUUUAUGAUGAGUGCAGCAUGGAGAGUUUUGUUUCAGCCAAGAGUGGAGAGCUUGACUACAGGGAUAGCCUUCAAGGAAGUCCAUUGCCCGUGAAGAGGGUCCGGGAGCUGAUAGAUGAAAGCCCAAGGGCCAGUCCCAAGAGGUCCAGGACAAGUACCCCUACUAUCCAGAGUGAUGAUGAUUUGGGCCAUUUUCCUGCAGAGAAUGUCUUUGAGUACCAGUGGCCACAGGACAAUCCUGGCGAAUGGUACUUUGUCCAGGAACAGAUCAGUGAGUUCCUGGGAGUCAAAUCCUUCAAGCGCAAGUACCCAAAUCUUGAGAGGCGGGUAAUGGAUAUCAAGGAGAAGGAAUUUCUUCGAGAGAGGGGUGUGGUCACAGAGGAACAGGUUACGCUUGGUUUGACUGCCCUACGAGGAGAUGAGGUAUAUGACCUGAUGAUGAAGGAUUAUCCUAACAGAUACACCGAGUACGCCCGAUUGGUCCAGGAAAAACAGAGGCAGAAUAUCAGUAAUCAGCAUAAAGGAUACGAAGCGCCAACAAUGGAUGCAAGUAAGAUCAAAGAAUACAUCAAGAAGGCUGCCAAACAAGCCGCAGAGUUCAACGCACUCUUGAUGAGAGAGAAGAGAGAAGAAAGACAGUACUACUUUGACCUACAAACAAUGCAACUCCAGAUGAAGAAGUUGAGUAAAGAGGAUACAAAGAUCGGUGCCUAUCCUGUAGCGGUCAUCCCUGGCCAGUACCAGGACUACUGUAGAUAUUACUCAGCUGAUGAACUGAAUUAUUUGCCAUUGAACACUGCCAUCUAUGGUCCAAUGGCGAUCAGGAGAAAGACUGACUAUGGUCCUGAAGUGGAGGAGGAAGAGGGAGAUGAUGAUCUUGAUAUCAUGGCUGAAUUAACCAAAAAUGAGGAUAGAGACAAGGAUAAGGAAAAGAGCAAAUCUGUCACCAGUCAACCACUGAAUGAGCAUCAACAGCGGCAGCAACAAGAGCAACGUCUGCAACAGUUACUGAAUCAACCACUCCAACCAGUACAGCAGCAGCAGGAGAAACCAAAACCGCAACGGCAAGCACCACGCCCAAAGCAACAGAAGCCACCUCCACCACAGAAACAAGAAGAGCAGCAGCCGCCUCCUGUGAGUUCUACGCCAGCAGCAUCCAAGUCACCAUCAGGACCUACCAUCUUGAGACCGAGGGCAGGACCGAUCAUAGUCCAGCCAGGGCCAGAGUCUGGUGGCAGUGGGGACAGUGACAUGGUGAGACUACCUGGUCCUGAGGCUCUGCAGCAGAGUAUGGAAGCAGUGGUACCAACUGCUCCAAGACCUUAUCAGCCCAAGAUCAAGCCUACUGCUAUCUGCGGCUUAUGUUUGAAAGACAGACGAAGUAACACCAAGGGAGUUUCAGAGAAUCUGGUUCACUGCUCACAGUGUGAUAACAGUGGUCACCCGUCAUGUUUGGAUAUGAAUGAUGAGUUGGUAGCAACCAUUAAGACCUACCCUUGGCAGUGUAUGGAAUGCAAGACCUGUUCACAAUGUGGUGAUCCUACACAUGAGGAUAAGAUGAUGUUUUGUGAUAAGUGUGAUAGAGGAUACCAUACCUUCUGUGUUGGACUCACAGAUAUACCAACAGGAAAUUGGCUUUGUCCAACCUGUUCUGCUGGGGGUCUCCCUCCCCCUGUACCGCCUCCACCACCAUCAAACUUCACAAGGGGGCUUACCCCAUUACAACUACAAGGAAGUGUCCCACCACUUCCAUUGCUGCUACAGGAAACACCACAGCUCCAACCAUCUCUACCACUACCACAGCAAGGGGGACCACCUCAGCAACAGGGUAUACCACCACAAGGUGUACUGCCAAUGCCACCCCAACAACAAGGCAUUCCACCACAACCUCAGGGGUUGCUGGCACACCCAAAUCACGCACCACUUCCACAACAGGGGAUGCCCCAGCAACAAGGUCUACCACCCCAGCAAGGCUUGCCUCCACAGCAGCAACAGGGCGGUCGAUCCUAGCAACAGGAUAUUGCAUCCUGCGAGCAGUGUCCACGACCCUCUUGCUCAUCUAGAACUCGAGUAACAUACUAUGCGUAGCACAAAAACCCCAAGAACUGAAUGUAUGUUUUGUAUUGUAACAUAUAUUUUGUAAAAUAUUGUGUAGAUGUGUAUAUACUGUAAUCAGAACAAUAGUUCUGUAGGAACCAAGUUGUUAGUUGCUACUUCAAGAUUCAUGUGUCAGAUUUAUUUUUAUGAUUAAAGGAGAAUGAAACCUUGGAACAAAUAUGGAAUGAGAAAAAUCAAAGGAAGUUUGAUGGCAAUUGGAGAAAAGAAGAAAGUCAUGAGCAUUUGAAUGUCGAAAUCACUAAUGCGCUGAGAUCCGCCCACUGGCAAUGCGAACAAGAUUUGUGAUGUCGUAGAAGUACAACCCUCCCCUGUGUACAGUGAAAAUAUAUCCCAAAAUAUCUAUUUUUGCUCAUUCUUCUGAUAGUUCAAAUAUUUUGUCUAUUUUUUUAAUGGAACCCCUAUAACAUGUCUUUCCAUGAAAACAAAGCACCUGAUCUAUGGAUAGACUUGAUAAAAGUGACAAUUUAAAGGGGAAUCCAACCCAAAUAGAAACUUAAUUUUAUAAGGAAAAGAAAAAUCAGACAAUUUGAUAGGUGAAGGUUUGAACAAUAUCGGACAAACAACAAGAAAGUUAUGAAUUUUUAAAAGUUGGUAAUAUAGGUAAUCACUAUACCCAUGGAGACUUCAAAUUGGCCGCAUAUGGGAUGUCAUAGUGAUGUAAGGCAAGGACUACUCUUCCAUGUACUCCAAUACAUUUUAUUGCUAAAAUGUCAUUUUUCCCAAAAGUUUUAUUUCAAAUUAUAUUUUUCUUUCAUGAGGACAUAAAACAAUAUACUACCUUGGGUUAUAUAUAGAUUACUGCCCCAGGGGAAUGGGUACUUAGGAGAAAACCACAAAUCCCUGAUAAUAAAGUACAUGGCCUAUGGGAAAGUUGUCCUUGCCCCUUGUCAUAAUUUACUUACCCAGUUGCCAAUUUGAAAUCUACAUAGUAUUAGUGAUCUCAAUUUUAAAGCAGCUAUAACUUUCUAAUUGCUUGUUCGAUUUCUUUCAAACUUUCACCAUUCUGUUCAAUUUAUUUUUCUCCUUCCCAACAUAACAUUUUAUGGCCAAGGCUGGAUUCCCCUUUAAGUAAAUAUGUAGAAAAGUAAUUGGGGAAUUGUACAAGUGCAACAUCACACAUCGUUGUUCCCAUUGCCAAUGGGAGGAUUGAAUGCUCAUAGCUUUAUUAUUGUCUUGCUGUUUUCACACAAGCUAAGUUGUUCCCACGGUUUUAUUCUCCUUUAAUGGAAUUUGUUCACAUUGCUUUGACUUCAAACAAUAUUUCAUCAAUUGAUAUGCUGUUGAUUGGUGUUUUUCACAAUAUGCAACUCCUCAUUUGUGGAUCAUGAUCAUUGUCAAAUUGUGUUUCACAUAAAAUGCAAUGGUGAAAAGCUACACGCAAAAGAUGUCCAAGACAAUGAUUUCUUUUUAGUUUGUUUAGAUCCUUUAAGAUUUAUCAUGUUCUUUGUAUUCUCUAUACUUGCUUCAAUUGAUAUGGGAAAGGAUGUCCCUUUCCAUGGUUGAAUAGUUCCUUUAAUGAAAGGUAAUUUUACAAGUAAACAAAGUCAGAAAAGGUA